This is a messenger RNA of Cylicostephanus goldi, 711 nucleotides long. The record is from the annotation of a GenBank genome assembly. NCBI's taxonomy places the organism in Eukaryota, Metazoa, Nematoda, Chromadorea, Rhabditida, Strongylidae.
UGAUUCAGCUGAUCGAGGACAAGGAAUUAAGAUCCAACCAACCUAUAACAGCUAUGUGGAUGCAACAAAGCGUAUAUAUCGUACUCAAGGGAUUCGAGGACUGUAUCAGGGGGUCUCAGCAAACAUGACUGCUCGUGCCUUGGCCUGGGCUUUAUAUCUGCAAUGGUCUGUAUCAAUUCAUGCAUCUGAAGGCAUUCUGAUCUCAGCUUUAAGGUUCCAUAAGAUGCGAGAGGUGCUUCCGUUUCAUUCUCCCAACGAGAACCUUGACAAUUUCUUCUGCGCUGUUCUUACAGGCAGCUGCGUCAUGUGCAUUACCAAUCCUAUAUGGGUUGUGAAGACAAGGUAUACUUCAAUGAUCAUCAAUGUUUACUUAUUCCUAAGGCUCUGCUUGCAGUACGAGACUGCCGCCACGCGAAAAUACUCGGGCAUGAUAGAUUGUCUAGUCAAGCUCUACAAGGGAGAGGGAGUCAGAGGACUUUAUAGGGGUCUCAUCCCUGGCCUGGUUGGUACCACUCAGCAGUCCCUGUAUCUGACAAUUUAUACUCGUUUGAAAGGUUGGCGUUGCCAAAGACGAGGUUUACCUGUAGAUUCGCAGCUGGGCUCGGGAGAUUAUCUGAUUUUUUCGGCUCUAUCGAAAUGUAUCGCAACGACACUGACCUUCCCAUAUCAGCUGGUUCGAACUCGAAUGCAGGUAAAACACAGUUUCUAAAC